Messenger RNA from Pieris napi, 9766 nucleotides. RefSeq names its product zinc finger SWIM domain-containing protein 8 homolog (gene Dora). Bases 178 to 5022 code for a protein of 1614 amino acids. The record is from RefSeq and is a predicted model, not a curated record. The transcript is spliced from 29 exons. Gene Ontology annotation, molecular function: zinc ion binding. Lineage: Eukaryota; Metazoa; Arthropoda; Insecta; Lepidoptera; Pieridae. Gene Ontology annotation, cellular component: Cul2-RING ubiquitin ligase complex.
GGGGUGUCGAACUAAGACGUUGCACGGCCAUAUUUGUUAUUGUACUCCAUAGAAAAUAGGAAUUUAUUUGAAUCGUUUGAUUUUUGAAUAGAAAGUGAUUCAGUUCCCUAAUUUUGUGAUGCAUUUUAGUUCAAUCAAUUCUUACCACAGAGAGUAUAAUCAAUGUCAUAAAAACCUAUGCGUAUAAAAAUGGCGGGGACAUCAAAUAAUAAUGGGAAAGCGGGACGAUCAGCUGUCCCAGUGGAUGUGGGAUCGCCCUUACUUGAUUGGGAGGAGGGAGAUCACUUCAGUUUUGAAGAUUCCGAACGUUUCGAAGAAGAUUCUAUGUGUAGCUGGAGUUCGGAACCCGAAAGCCUGUGUAAUAAUUGGCGAGGCUGGAGAAGACCAAAUUUUCCCAAUUCAUUCGGACCUCGGCCAACGAAAAAACCAACUCAAGACAAACCAGUAUCAUCACUAAGUGAGUUGGCUGCUAAGUGUGUCGCCAGUCACAUUCCAUUUGAGUUAGUUGAACAUGUGUAUCCACCAGUACCAGAGCAAUUACAACUACAAAUUGCGUUUUGGAGCUUCCCAGAGAGUGAAGAUGAUAUACGUCUUUAUUCAUGUCUUGCAAAUGGAUCAGCUGAAGAAUUUCAGAGAGGAGAACACCUGUUUAGAGACAAAGCGGUUAAAGAUGUUUUACAAAUUGGUUUUCACUUAUCUGCAACAGUUUUACUUACCAUGGCAAGGACUCAGUUUAAUGUAGCUGUGACAUUUGACAGGCAAAAGAUAUCAUCAUGUAACUGUACUUGUUCCUCAUCAGCUCAUUGGUGUUCACAUAUUGUUGCUGUGUGUCUCUUUAGAAUACAUUUACCAACUCAAGUAUGUCUCAGAGCACCGGUAUCAGAGUCUCUACAGAGAUUGCAGCGAGAUCAAUUACAGAAAUUUGCACAAUACCUCAUAUCCGAGUUACCACGACAAAUUCUUCCAACGGCUCAGAAAAUAUUGGACGAGUUAUUAUCAGCUCAACCGAACCAAAUUAACACAACUUGCGGGGCUCCUGACCCAACCGCAGGUGCAUCGGCCUAUGAAUACACAUCAUGGUUCCUCGAUGAGAAAACAUUACACAACAAUAUUAAUAAAAUAUUGGUGAAAUUUUGUGUACCAACUCCAAUUGUGUUUAGUGACGUAAAUUAUCUAAGUACAAGCGCUCCGCCGGCCGCGGCUGAGUGGUCGUCCUUGUUGCGGCCUUUGCGCGGACGUGAGCCUGAAGGCAUGUGGAAUUUGCUGUCCAUUGUCCGGGAGAUGUUCAAACGUAGCGACCGAAAUGCUAUACCUCUACUCGAGAUAAUCACUGAAGAGGUCAUGGCUUGUGAACAGAUAAUAGUCUGGUGGUACAGCACUAAAGCGGCCUUAGUGGCGUGGGGUGGCGGUACGGGAGGGAAGCAUGGUGGUGGCGGGGGCAACUCCACCGCUCAGCACGCUUGUUCUUCUCUGUGUGACGAGGUGGUGGUGUUAUGGCGUCUCGCGGCUUUGAACCCUGGACUCGCACCACACGAAAGAGAUACGCUUCAUGAGCAGUUCACUCAAUGGCACGUGAAGGUUUUGGACAAGGUGGCAAAGAAUCGAAACAAUCACAUAAAUACGUCGCAUCCGCGCCAUGUGCGUGCGCAUUCUCACCCGCCAUACAUCAACGGUAUAAGCGAGACAGAAGUAUUUCCCGGCUUCAACCCGGCAAUGGAAGCCUGUUUCCUUGAAUGGGACGACUACCCAAUAGCUGGUGUUACAUACACAAAGGACCUUAAUCCGCUCUACCAUAGUCCUUUUACUAUAUUCAGGCAUUCGGAUAAGCAGGCAGACAGUGUUCAUCAGGUAAAUUCAUCAAAGGCAGUACUUAACAACGAGAUGUCUCUCAGCUAUAGGCUGACGAAUCCUGAUCCCUCAAUGCAAGGACAUCGCACUCUGGUUCACAGAAACAGUAGAAUAACUGUUGAUUUGGCGAUUGCUGGUCCUUCGAACCAGGCUUGUGGUUCUGGCCAGGAAGCAGCUCGUGAUCCCGGACCAAGUGACGGGAAUCAUUCGAGUGUCUCAUCUGAAGGUUUUUGUGAAAAUGAAGAAGAAAUGCAAGUUAGCGGCGCAGAUGGUGGUGAUACAGACUCUCAGGAUUCAUCUCCACCGAUUUCGUCUGAUGAUGCAAUUCCACCCAGGGAUGACUCCGUCUCUGAUGAUGAAUGUCAACUGUACUUCUAUGAUGCUACAGCUGCUAGAAGAGUGGCAGCUGACGGAUCAAGCGCAAUAAACGGGACCAACAGUGUGGGUGGAGCCAGUAGCAGCGGCGCUAGUUGGCAGUGCGGUUGGGAAGUUCAGUUCGCGCGAGCGGAAGGCUUACACGCGCAUGGGCAUGCCAGAGAGGCCUGCGCACUUGGCGCUAGUCUUGCCAGAGAGCUAUUGGCUAGACCACCAGCCUUGCUAGGUACAGGCUACAGCGGCAGUGCAGCGGAGUUGCGUCGUGCUCGUAGACGUCACGCACCGUCCCCGCGUCUCUGCGCAGCCAGCCAUCGCACCUCGUGUCUAGCUUCGACCACGCUUGCUAAAUGCGCUUUCCUUUGCACUGUUCUGGCGGAAUUCAGCGAACAACACGAAUUAGCAUUCCGUGUGGGUCUUUUCGCGUUGGAAAUGGCUCGUCCUCCAGCCAGUACUAAAGCUCUGGAAGUGAAGCUGAACAAUCAGGAAUCUGAGCUGGUCGCCUUGCUGAAGAAACUGCCGACUGGUGCAGAGCAACUGGAUCUGGCUAGGGAGAAGGCGGAACAACUGAGAGAUGGAUUGCUAAGAAGCAGAGGUCCUGCAUUGUUGCCGAUAUCAUUGGCCAGUUUCUUGUUUGAAGUUCUUGUGCUGUCCGCGUCUGAGAACAAACAUCCAGCAAGACUGCUAACAGACGAAUUACUAGGCUUCGAAGCGGCUGUGGCAGCCCUAGGCCUCAAAGCGAACGUGUCGGAAGCAGAUCAUCCCUUACUAUGCGAAGGCACGAGACGACAGCGCGGUGACCUAGCCGUGACCCUUCUGUCUUUCUACAAGGACGAUCCCGUUAAACUCGCCCGGAUUAUGAAUAAGCUCCUUGACCGCGAUAUCCACCAGCUGACAAAGGGUCCAAUGGUCAGCAUGUAUUACUCCACGAACCCUCGCUUCAAUACUCGCAGCGAGCAUCACCACCAUCAUCCUCCAGCUAAUAUGCCUGUGGCCGGUCCAUCGUGUAACCUCUCUGGUGAGAUGGAGCGUCUCUCAGUGGGAGAAGGGAAUGGCUCUCCCCCCACAGUCCCCCAUUCACAUCAGACGCAUACUACACAUACCUUGCCUAGGCUUAAGGAUACCAGAUACAAAGGAAAGCGACAAUAUCCCUCAGUGCCAAAUCAGCCUUCGGAGGCGUCGUCUCACUUUAUGUUCGAAUUGGCCAAGUCAGUGUUAUUCAAGGCUGGAGGAUCCUCAAGUACCAGCCUCUUCACCCAGACCUCGUGUGCCAGAGAACAUCAUGGACCUCAUAGAGGUUUACAUAUGGCGGCUUUCCAACUCGGUCUAUACGCGCUCGGCCUACAUAACUGUGUUAGCGCCAAUUGGCUCAGUCGUACGUAUUCUUCACAUGUGAGCUGGAUAACAGGUCAAGCCAUGGAUAUUGGUGCACCUGCAAUUCUAUUCUUGAUCGAUGCUUGGGAAGGACAUUUAACACCGCCUGAAGCAGCUGGAAUAGCUGAUAAGGCCUCAUCGGGUCGCGACGUCCAAACAGUUCGGGCGGCGGCUGAGCUGGCCUUAUCGGUACUACCGCACGCACACGCCCUCAACUACAACGAGAUACAACGCGCAGUACUGCAGUGCAAGGAACAGAGCGACGCCAUGUUGGAACGGGCUUGUCUCAUCGUCGAAGCCGCUGCUAAAGGCGCCUGCGCAGGUGGCGGGGUUUACCCCGAGGUGCUGUACACAGUGGCCCGUUACUGGCACGAGCUGUACCUGCGACAAGCCAACGAGGAAGAGCCCGAGGAGGCCUACAGGGCUCCACCCCCGCUCGCCGUGCCUCUGCCCUACCCGCUGCCAUAUCCCUUCACCUACCACCCCUAUCCGCCACACAUCUACCGACUGCAGUUCGAGUGCCCUCAGUACGGUGGCGCAGGUCCGGCUCACCCGGGCGCCCAGUUCGCGAUUCCGCAGUACUUCGUGCGCGGGAUAGUGCCGCCUCACGCACCACAUCCGCAGCAGCACCCGCAGAUGGCUCAAGUGGCGCAGGUGGCCCAGCACGUCCCAAUGCAGCCCCACGCGCCUCCACACCAGCCUAUACCCGUCAAUGUGACUCACCCCGCUCCGAUACCGCCGCCUUUGCCUGUCGCCCAUCAACCAGUGGGUGCCGUGGGAGUUGUGCCAGUCAGUACUGCACACGUGAAUAACGGUCCGCCCAUGGGCAGUGUCCCACAAGUACCUGGCGCUGGUCCACCCGCCUUACCCCAAGCGCAGUUAAGGAGAUUACUCGCUGCUUAUAGAGUUGGAAUGCUUGCACUGGAAACCCAAGCCAGGAGGGUCCACGAUGAUAGGCCGCAGAAUAAGUUCGGAAGGAAUCCCCCAUACGGCGAUCAUGUGAAAUGGCUUCUGCGUAUAUCGAAACGUCUAGGUGCGCAAUACUUACACCAGUUCUGCGUUUGCGCAGUUAACUCUGUGGUUUCACCGUUCGUGCUAUACGAGUUAUGCGUUGAGUCAGCCCAUUGGCUGGCUAGGGGAGGCCCUCAUCACCUCGUGAUGCAGCAUCUACGGGGCACACUAGCGCCACUCGUGCACAAGUGUCAGCAGAUGUACAUUCAAUGCAUCCAUCAGAAGCUAUACCACUUAACAGCAGUCGAGUACGAGGAGUUUGUUGGUAUCGUGUUAUCAGCGCGUACGGCUUUUCAGCUCACACCUGAAGGAAACACCCAGUUUAAGGAAUGGCUGGCUUCACUACGCAGAUCGAAAUCGUGCAAGAAGGACUUGUGGACGCAGCUGAACGCCGCGCUUCAGACGAACGGCAAAUGACGUCGGCAGGCGAUAGUUUGUGUGGCGCGGGGAUCGGCGCGCAAACUGUCACACCCGCGACGAUGUCGGCACAUCCGCCAUCACACACACACACUUUGAACGUGCACGCGUACGUUGGACGCACGCACGUACGCACCCACACGAAUUGUACAGUUUAAUCGCUUUGCUCUCACUGUUAACUACUCUUGCUUCACGAUAAAACUAGAUCAAACGUUUUUUACACCGACACGGCAAACGUUUGUGGUAAAAUACCUUUAUAAGCGCCUCUAGGCUAGAUAAAUUGUAUUUCAUACUUUAAAUAUUUAACUAUAAGUAGCUAACAGUGACUGGAAGUGAUCUAGGAAAGCUGUUGAAAUGUCGUUAUGCUAAAAUUUUACUGAGCAGAUCAUGUAUGUUCUCGUUUUCUCUGCUCAAAUUAUAUUUUGUGUUUAAGUUCAUUAAAGGGACUACGCACUGUGUUGAUCUCAUCUUGUAGCUUGCGAAUUCUUUAAUGUGACUAAUUUGUGCGUAUUUAAAAAAAAAAAAUUUAAAAUGUUUGACUAUUUUUUUAUAUCUUUGAGAAUUGUAUUGUAUCAAAUAUAUACUAAAAAUAAUCUACAACAUUUAGUACUGAAGUUUAAAGUUGGUUUAAACAACUUUACUCUUAACAUCAGUCAUUUUGAUAUUAAAUCGAACAAAUUCUUCGUUUUUGCACAAAAUAUUUCAAUCAGCAUACGUAAAAACAACUAUUAACUAGUGUCGAUGAUACAUUUAUUUCGACAAAUUAGAACGGUGUGAUGGUCUUCGAGCAAAUAAUAAGUAUCUAGAGAAAUUAGUCUGUUUUGGACUGAAAGGCUUGUCUUAUAUAGUCAACUAAACUUAUCCACUCUUUACCUAGUCAAUGGUUUUGGACAUCAUUGGACACCAGUGAAGCUUCACGACUAUAGCUCAUUUAGUUUCCAUUUUUAGUUUAAGAACUCAUUUACAUACUUUCUACGUAGAUCUCGAUUAUUUUAUUCAUGUGAACACAGAUCCGAACACAGAUGUGUGCGAUCGUGGAAACGGUAUUUUAUAUUAGUUUGUUAGCGACGUUAUCAUUAAUUUUGUUUAAGAUUUUUACCGUUAUUCAUCAAACAAUACUCAUCCGCGUCCAUUAGUGAAUUAUUAAAGAUCUCCGUGUCGCUUAAUUAAGCGUUAAUUGCUCAUUGCUAGUUAUUGUUGAUCUAAGUUGGUCAAUAUUGCGUAGUAGAACUGUUGUUUUGAGUUGAAAGUAAUUUGGCAAGUUGAGAGUCGGAUGUCAGCGUUUAUCGGCAAUUAAAUGUUGUUUCAUAAGGGUGGGGUCGUUUGAUUAGCAUCAGCCGAGCGUUGACGCCUCGUAGUCGGACUGUGAGAUGUCUAUCGCCAGACAUUUAAAACGAUAAGAAACAAUUGUAUUUCGUGUUUAGGAUCCGUCUUGCAGUUUUAAUGUUUCUAGUUAGAUGUGCACUCGCUUUGUAUUGUCUUUUCAAUGCGUGUUGUAAUUCGGUUUGAUAAAAUGCUAGUAUAAGGGGAAUGGGUAAAUUGGUUCAAGAAUAAAUUAAAAAUAUAAGGCGAUUACUGGCAUAGCGAGCAUUCAAGUAUUACGUAACGAAUUUUGGCAGAGGGGGGGUAUGCUUUUGUAAAACGUUACGAUGCGGGGCGGAGAUUGAAUUACGCGUUAUUGUUAAUAUUAUUUUCGACUUUCCAGUACUUUACACCACACGAUGGUAACUUUUAGGUGUAAAAAGUCACUGGGUGGUCACGAAACGUUACGGCGCGUUACAUGGGGGUGGUCAAUAAUUCCCAAAGAUUGAGUGACGUAAUACUUGAACGCUCCCAUAGUCCUUGUUAAAAGAUCUCCUACGAUUACUACUAGCUUCAAGUGCGAUUAUCAACUUAACCUAUAAAUAAAGAUAUAAGAUCUAAACCCAAUUGGUCCGUUCCGACUUUUGGGUAGUUGAAAUUUCCCAUUUUCCUUUCUUGUGUAUCGUCCUUGUAUAGUAUAAGACAGAUCGUAGCUGAGAACCGUCGGUACACUAUUUUUGAUAUUCUCUUGUCGAAAUUUGCAAUUCAUGAGUGUUUCCGUAACGAGGUUUUUGCGGGGUAUUACGAGCGUUUUAUUAACUAUAGUAAGUUUAUUUACAAGUUAAUAUUAUAAUGAGAUGUAGCUUCUUGAGAGACUUUGAAAUAUUAUAAUGUAGGAUAGGAACUGGCAACGACUCAUUCCGAUUUCGGAUUCACUACUAUAUUGAUACCGACUAUUUGGCCUUGAACUGCAUUGAAUUUAAAAUAUUGUUAGUAUUAAAAUAGUAAGUACAUUCUCCUGUAAAGAAGCAAUAAAACAUAUGUCAUACAGGUGACAAUUUUUGUACUUAAGCUGUGACGUCAAGUCCUGCUACAGCUUGUAAAGACUGAGCUAAAUACAGUUUGGACCGCUUAAAGUUCGAUCGAUGAAUUAAAUGCGCCGGUUUAGUCGUAAUUUGCUGUUGUAUGAUUAGAUGAAUUAUUCGCUAGAUUCCUUACCGGUUGUGGGUAUGUUAAGAUAUCGGAAUGAUGAGAGUUGCCGGACGUGUGUCGUUAGGGUUAGUUCAAUCUUUAAGUAGACGUGCAAACAUUGACGUGUGGAUGUUUUCGACGUUCAGUAGUUAGUAAAUUUCUAGAAUGCUAGUUAGAGUAAAUUGAAGUUUGUAUGGAAAUCUAUGGGAAAACUUUAUUUGGUGUUCGUUCUUUAUAUGAAUUUAACAAAGUUUUGCCGUAUAUUUAACUUCAUUUAUAGUUCAGCGUUAAUCGAUAUUUUUAAAUAUUUAAAAUUUCAAUUUUGAUGUUAAUAUCGGCUGCAUAUUUUUUGGAUGAAUUUGUAUGGAGGUUCGUUUGGGUCUAAGGUUUUAGAUUGUUAAUCACUUAAUUAAAUCCCACUAUACGCGUUAAAUGUAAAAUGUACUUUGCGCCCAAAUGAAAUUUCGUAGCUUUCGCAAAAGCUUUUCAAUAUUAAUGCACUGAACUUAAAUAGUUCCGGACGUCAAAUUCAGUUCAAUCACAUAAUUGCCAAUAAAAUUAAAUUUCAUAAUUCACUUGCCGUCCAUAAUUAUUUUGCGAAUAAUGUAGUUUCUUUGCAGUACGGUCAGGUAUCCCUAAUACAUAUUUACAUAACUAAUGCAAUACAUUCUCGGUCAAUAUUAUUAAUUUUGGAACAUUGUCCUCCAUUCAUUAGCGUAAAGUGCUUUGACAUUUUGUCUCAAAGAACUAUUUUUACACUUAAAUUAUAUUAAAAAAAAAGUAAAAAAAUAUAUAUCGUUAGUUUCGUAAUUUUAAGACGUUAGAAUGAAACAUAUUUUAUAAAUAGUCGUUUAAUGCAUGUCGUAGUUUUAAUGCAGUAUCGUGUCAAUGGUUUGUUCACAGAUAAUAUUAUAAAAUUCAACAUAAUAUCUAUUGCGCAUUGUACAAUUGUUUUCAUUGCAUUGUUGAAGACGUGAAGUAUUUAAAUAUGGUUGACGUUCUAUGUAUUUUAUAAACUCUUUGGUAAUGGAUUUAUAUCCAAUUCGUAUUGCAAAUAUCAUCACAACGACGUCACUGAAGUUGGCCCUGGAACGAUGCAUAAUUUUUUUUUUAUACACAGUAGUUUAAUUGUACACUUUGUAAGUGUGGUGUCUCCGCCUAUUAAAAUAUGUAACAGUUACAGUUUGAACUAUUUCGAUAAAGAGAUUCGUUCAUAUAUAUUCAAGUAGUUUAAUUUAGUGGGCUUUGUUUAUAGAGACCUGUAUCUGACCCAAUAGCGGCGGCGUUAACUUUAAUAUUGAGUUUUUACCGCACGGUUCCAAGGUUCUACAGCGGAUAUUGAGAGAACUAUAUAGAUUGCAUACAUAAAACGUUAGGAUCGCUAUUGGAAGUAACAGGGCAUGCGACACGAUUGCCGAAAUUGAACGUAAAGAUCUCUAUCGUAAAGCAAGUCUCUAUUAACAAGGUCGAUCAGCUUGAAGGAAAUCGAACAUCAAAAGAGUUUUCAUUGUCAUUAAUCGAUCACAUUUAAUUGAAUGAAACGAUUCAUGGAUGUUCAAUUUCAAGCAAGUAAUAUCCCAACGUAUUGCGUUCAAAAUAUAAAUGACAUUCAUGCUUACUUAAUCUUAGAUUAAUUUGUUAAAAAUAUAAAUGAAAUGUCACAAGCGACUUUUUCGCAUCGGACCGGUUCGUGAGUCUUAGCAUAUAUUAUUAGAUUGCGAAAUGGUUGUUUCGGUUCGAUAUAGGCAAGUAAUUUAUAUCAACGCGAGAAUUUCUUUGCUUGACCAAAUUACUUGCACUAUUGACGGCCAUAUUUCUUUGUUCGGUUCCUAUAGUAACGAGACAGCUUCGCGGAUGUAGGAUGCGAGCCAGCUUCUAUACUUUGUGACUUCCUUAAGUGCCCAGGAACUUUGUAUUAACUAUUUCUUAUAUCGCAAAUGGUUGUAACUAUAUUAAAGUUAUUAGUGGAGCGAUAGUCGCCCACGAUUUGAGAUUGCGGCCGUACACUGCGCGUUGUCGCCUCCAUGUGAGCGUGCAAUGCUUCGAGAUGGUAAGUACACGCGGUUGCAUGUCGGCCCACAACGUGAUUUUUCCUAUUUCCCACUGUAUCGUAUGUUUCCUCUUCAACUCAAAAUGUUUUGACUUCUAGAUAAUUUUUAUUAUUAAUUUUACGAUAUCACAUAAGUCUUUUUGGCGAAAUAUUUAAAAUAACAUUAUUUAAUUAUUCAAUAUACUUAUUCUAUAUUUAAGA